Sciurus carolinensis (gray squirrel) is the source of this 2731-nucleotide messenger RNA. RefSeq names its product chromosome 9 C3orf52 homolog (gene C9H3orf52). Lineage: Eukaryota; Metazoa; Chordata; Mammalia; Rodentia; Sciuridae. The transcript is spliced from 6 exons. The record is from RefSeq and is a predicted model, not a curated record. Bases 747 to 1400 code for a protein of 217 amino acids.
AGAUUAUUUCAUUUGGUGGGAACUAUUAGGUCACUUUCUAAAUGAGAACACUGGCACGGAGAGAUGAAGCCUGAGGUGUCCUUGUUAGGAGCCCUCUGAGUUGGAAAUAACUCCGCAGACUGGUUCUAGAGUCAGUACUCCGCACUACUGCUCCACAAUGUUUCUAUGCCUGACUCUGGACUUGUAGGAGGAAGUGUGUGUAUUAUUCAUCGUCUUAUGCUCGCAACCAUGUAAGUGCUUUAUAGUUGUUUCUUAAUUCAAUGAAUGAACUUUUGCUAGGCAGCCAGGACAGUGCCACUCCAGGACUGGUGCCCAGCAACAGCCACUCCUAGGGGAAGAAGACAAACUUUCCUCGCAGAACUGCGCUGCCGGCCCAUCGGUUCCCAACCAGGGCUCACGAGUAAGCACCAACAGGUCUGUGUCUGCACCAAGAGGGAAAGGCGCAGCAGACAGCGCCCUGCACAAACCAGAAAAACUGCCCUCCUCUGCUCAGAGCCCACGGCAGGGCACAGUCCCAGCGCUGCUCUGCCCUGCAGGAGCGAGGAGAGUCUCCCGCGGCCCCAGUGCGGUCACUCUCUGGCCUCGCCCCUUCGCUUGCCUUCCCUGCCCUCCCGCUGCCUGAGGUCUGGCGGGCGCUCCCCUCCUGGUGGGUGGAGUGUGAAGCCCGGAGGCAGCGCGGACUCUGCGCCCGCAGGUGUGUUGGUCCUGCCUCCCAGGGGAGCUGCUCGGCUCUUCUCAGCCGGCCCAUGGAAGGGGCCGAUCCCUCGUCGCCAGGAGAGGAGCUGGAGCUCUCGGUGCUCCAGGAGCCGCCGGAGGAGCAGAGGCCUCUCAAUGGAGCCCUCCAGGUCCUGCCUGCUUCGGCCGACGACCCCAGCCCAGCCCAGGCCAAGAAGGAAAGUCCCUGGAGCUCCUGCAAUAAGAAUUUGGUUGGCAAGUGUAAACUGUGGAUGGUCAUCACCUCCGUUUUCCUGGGCCUCAUUAUAGUGAUCAUCCUUGGUUUAUGUCUUAGUGGAGUAACUUAUGUUGAUGAAGAUGAAAAUGAAAUAAUUGAGUUGUCGUCAAACAAAACAUUCUUCAUCAUGCUCAAAAUUCCAGAAGAAUGCAUUACAGAAGAGGACUUGCCUCACCUGCUCACCAAAAGGCUUGCAGAUGUGUACAGUAAAUCGCCAUCUCUGAGUCGUUAUUUCACUUCAGUUGAAAGAGUGGACUUCAGUGGUGAAAACGCCACGGCAACCUAUCACCUGCAGUUUGGAGUUCCGUGGGAUGAUGAUAACUUUCUGAAGUAUAUGAUGAGUGCGGAGCUUUUACUGGGUGUUUUGCUACAGGAUUUCCACGAUAAGAGUGUACCUCAUUGUGAGAGUCUGGGACUCGAUCCAGCAUCUCUCUUGCUCUAUGAGUGAAGUGGUGGAGGCUGGUCUGUGUCAGAAAGUUCUCCUCUGAGUUUUUGGAGAUGAAAAGAAUUCAUUCUUUUUUACAGAAAAAAUCCUGUGAUAAUGACCAGAGCGUGGAGACUGUCCUUCCUCCUGAUUCUGCACAAUUAGGAAGUCUGAAUCCACACCCAGCAAGGCAGCUUCCAAGCGCUGCCCUAAUUGAGUUCAGUCUUGACAAAGCAGGAAGUCAGAUGGGUGGGAGGGUAGGGUCAGGGGUGGGUCACUUUGUGUGUGGGCCCUGCAGUUCUUGAGGCUCUGUCCCUCUCUAUCCACAUGUGGAUGCUUUCUCUUUAGCACAAGGAUAGUGCAGUGUCUUGUUUUAGACAGGUUCCUGUCAGCCUGAGUUGGGGCAGGGAGAAACAAGGUCCAGGGGAGGGAGAAGGCAACCAAUUACUCAUUAAAAUCUCCACCUCCUCCCACCAUGAUAGAGUACCUGGGUAUCUUAGCAAACCAGCCUUAAGCACAUCACCAGUUUACUUUUACAUACACAGACACAGAAAUAAGAUAGAUAUUUCCUAAUUAUUUCGCAUCUGCUUUUCCCUGUGACUCCUAAACACCUCUUUGGAAACUCGAGGGCCUGUGGGUUUUGAACGUGCUACCAUCAUUUUACACUGUCACCCCAUUUAUAUUUUUAUAAAUUUCCAUCAAAUAACCAUUAAGAUUGCUUAACUUCUGCUGUGGAUAUCACACCUUUGCUUUGUAUUACCUGUGUUACCAGCCUUCUUGUGGAACUCAGUGUCUUGGGGCAUUGAUGGUGUGACUUAUCUCACUUGGCCGUGAAACAGGAAGAACUAUGGUCCUUUUGACAUAAACUGUUAGGAGCUUAUGCCUUCAUUUGAGGGAAGGAGGAAUGUUAGGCACUGAUCAGUCUUCUAUGGAUGUAGAAUUGUCUGUCAUGAAGGAACAGAAUAUUUGUUUUCUUGGGAAAAUUACCUUGGUGCAAGGAGAAACAGUUGUGUGGUCCUAUAAUGAGAGAUUCUGCAGUAUCUCAGUUAAAUUAGCCUUGGGUGGAAGUCUGUGAGGGGCAGCUAUUUAUGGGUGUGUGCUGGAGUGUAGAUGUGACUUGAGCCAGGAUUAUGGAUAAUGUGAAUUUGCUUUCUUAUUUAACUGGAAAAUAUAUGUGUUAUAACUCAUUAUCUCUUUAUAAGGAUAGUUCCUUAAAUUAGUGAACUUUUCUUCUUCCUCUUUAUUUUUCACAUGUUAAAUGUGAACCUUAGUGUGUUUGUACUUUUUGGAAAAUAACUAACAGUUUUAAUGGAGAAUGACUUUAAAAACAUUUACAAUAAAUUUUUGCAUCUGCA